AACGCAAAUAGCAUCAUAUUAACAUUUGAAUCGCCUCUUCAGACACUUCCUCAUCAGUUUCAACAUUAUUUCCACUAUGCUUCCUUUUAAACGGGACAUCGUGUUCAUCUUGCGCACAGUUCAGGUAUUUAAAUAAAACCUGCUUGCAGAAUCUUGAGGAAGGAGCUGAUAUUAACUGUUGUUUGAGAAGUGACCUUCGCAACUGUGUCUUUAGUGGCGGCCGUUUGCUGUCAGCUAGUGCUAGCUUUUCUAUGCCAGCUGUGCGCAUACUGUAUAGUGGGCAUAGCCCUCUCGCCAGGUCUGAACGCAACGAGCGCUCAGGUCACUCAGUCAGUGCAUGAUAAUACCCAUGGACAACAGAAUAUAUUGUUAACCUUUAUCGCGAGAAAUAAAAGUUCCUUAACAGAAGGCGCCCUUAGCCAUUUUCCUAAUAAAGCAAUACCCAGUAGAUAACUAUAAAACCUUUAUAGUUAAAAACGAUACAUGUUAAGUCACACUUGGCACAGAUCAUUCUACACAAAUGUCAAGGCAGACUGAACUGUCAUAUGCAAAUUAACAUUCUUUCUCCAUUUGAUCUUUUCUUUAAAAACAUCGACGCGUUCAUACAGUCGCUCUUCCGACGUAAACACAUACACACAUAUAUAUAUAUAUUUGAGACGCAGAUGCAGUUAAAAGAAAUGUCGCUAUUAGCAUUAAAUUGCCAGCGCGGAUCAGAUUGAUUUUACACAUGAGCGGUCAGAUACAGAAAAGAAAACUUUUAAGGGCUCUAUUUUGGUCGCGUAUUAAAUGGGGGCUUCGUGUUUUCAAACUGCUAUCUGCUAAUUUGAAAUGAAGACUACUGCCCCCGCGUAAAUCCCAGCUCAUGUCUUUUGGCUAACAGCGCAAGGAAAUGCUCAAGGGGUGCUCUGCUUUGACCUGUCCGGCGCAGCACGUUUCAGUCUCGGCCAGCGCUGCUUUCCAUAGGCUCGGGACUCGGCGAAUAUGCAAAUACACCCACUGCGCCCGCCAAGCGGAAGUGAGAGGCUGAAGGCACAGAGGGGCUGAGGGCCGCCUCGGCUCCGACCAAUGAGAGAGGAGGAGCCCCGUCCAAGUGCGCAGCUCCCCGUGACUCCUGCUAGCACCAGCGACGACAGCCAGAGAAAGAAAAGGCGCAGACCUGCCCAGUUCCAGAAACUCAGCCUCUUCUGGAUCGCGUUCAACUCAACAACCAAAAAACCUCUCCAAACUCUAACAGAAAGAGGAAGGAAGAUUAGGGGGAAAAAAAAAAAACAACGAAGUGCUCACUGCCUUGACUUUGACUUUGCCGCCUUUCUGCCAAGAAUUCUCUUCCGGUGUUGUUUUAAAAGCAUUUCUAGGUGGGAAAAAAAAGAAAAACAGAGAAAACACAUUAUUUGAACUUGAGAAAUGUGAAGGUGCCGGCUUCUGUUUCACCCAGAAUCCAGGAUCCCCGUUUAAUUCAUGCAAUACAGUGCAAUGGAUGAGUUUCACCCUUUCAUCGAGGCACUUCUUCCACAUGUCCGUGCGAUCGCCUACACGUGGUUCAACCUCCAAGCCCGAAAGCGCAAGUACUUCAAGAAGCACGAGAAGCGGAUGUCGAAGGAUGAGGAGCGCGCGGUCAAGGACGAACUGCUCGGCGAAAAGCCCGAGAUCAAGCAGAAGUGGGCGUCCAGGCUGCUGGCCAAGCUUCGCAAAGACAUCCGCCAAGAGUACCGGGAGGAUUUUGUGCUCAGUGUUACGGGGAAGAAACAUCCCUGCUGCGUGCUCUCCAACCCUGACCAGAAGGGAAAGAUCCGCAGGAUCGACUGCCUCAGGCAGGCCGACAAAGUCUGGCGCCUCGACCUGGUCAUGGUCAUCCUCUUCAAGGGCAUCCCUUUGGAAAGUACGGAUGGAGAGAGGCUCGUCAAAUCCCCACAUUGCACAAAUCCAGCACUUUGUGUCCAGCCACACCACAUAACAGUAUCGGUCAAGGAGCUGGACUUGUUUCUGGCUUACUAUGUCCAGGACCAAGACUCCCAGCAGUCAGGAAGUCCAAGUAACAAUGAGCCUGGCAAGAAUCCUCCAGGUUACCUCGAGGACAGUUUUAUAAAGUCAGGAGUCUUCAGUGUUUCGGAAUUAGUGCGAGUAUCCAGAACGCCGAUCACCCAGGGGACCGCAGUGAAUUUUUCAAUCGGAGAGCUCCAGGGUCAGCCAUACUAUCAUGACUUGAACUCCAGCGUGAGCCUCCACCGGUCGCUGUCCUCUCCUCCAGGCAGCAAACGGCCUAAGACUAUCUCCAUAGAGGACAGCAUGGAGACCAGCCCGUCUGGUGACUUCUACUCUUCCCCCAGCUCCCCUGCCAGCGGCAGCAGGACAUGGCACGAGAGAGACCAAGCAGAUAUGUCAUCUCCCACAAUGAAAAAGCCGGAGAAGCCAUUGUUUAGCCCCACAUCGCCCCAGGACUCUUCCUCCAGGUUGAGCACUUUCCCACAGCACCACCAUCCCGGACUCUCAGGGGUCGGACACAGUGUUAUUUCCACAAGGAGCCCACCUCCUCCGUCACCUUUGCAGUUUUCAGCGCCGGCUAUUCUUCCUCCUGCCCCUUCGACCUACUUUUCUCACCCCACUAUUCGAUACCCGCCUCACCUGAACCCCCAGGAUACGCUGAAGAACUAUGUACCGUCGUAUGACCCGUCCAGCCCACAGACAAGCCAGCCCAACAGCAGCGGCCAAGUGGUGGGGAAAGUGCCCGGUCACUUCACACCGGUGUUGGCACCGUCUCCGCACCAUGGUGCCGUGCGGCCCGUCACCCUGACUAUGCCAGACACUAAACCCAUCACUACAUCCACAGAAGGUGAGCCAGCUUCACCCACCACAGCCACCUACUCUGCCCCGGGUACUCCCACGCCAAACAGGUUUGUGGGACUGAGCUCCAGAGACCCGGCCUUCUUACACCAGCAACAGCUGAGGAUUUGUGACUGGACCAUGAAUCAAAACGGCAGGCAUUUAUACCCCAGUGCCAGUGAGGAUACUUUGGGAAUUACUUGGCAAAGUCCUGGUACCUGGGCGAGCUUAGUUCCAUUCCAAGUGUCGAACGGGACUCCGAUUCUGCCAACAAAUGUCCAGAACUACAGCAUAAACAUCAUUGGUGAACCCUUCCUUCAAGCAGAAACAAGCAACUGAAGGCAGACAAGAAAGGAAGUGAGGACUGACAGAACUGAGAAUUAAAGACAACAAACCAGCAAGCAGCACUUAUACAAUCUCCAGUGUCUCACUAGGGGGACGCUGGCCAAGAACAGUUAAGGGUUGGUUGAAGCAUUGUGAUGAGGCGAUAUUGCUCAUGCCAGACAGCCUUUGUGUAAGAAAUCCCCCAGUUAAAAACUGUGAUAUAUCCAAUACAAUUAUAGAUGCCUUAAUGUUUGCAUGAUAUGCUAGUUUUUUUUAUAUUUGAUUAUUUUUGGGAGCACUAGUCCUGGUUUACAAGCAGGUUAAAUGAUAAUCUGCGAAGGCUGGCUGGCAAAUUGCAGAACUGAAGCUCUUCAAGUGAAUUAUGAUGUCACGUAUAGAGGCUCAUGAAUCAAACCAUUUGCCACAUUUCCAUUGCAACAAAGUCGAAAGUGAAAUUAUUUUCUUCAAUAUGCCACAGUUCCGUUUUGUUUUAAUCUUUAUCUUAAACCUGUAAUCCUGUUGAUCCAGUGCUGAUAUUUAGUUUAAGGUAAAAGUAUGUACACUAAGAGUCUGAACUCUAAAGAAAUAUAUAAUUAAUUAAUAAAAAUUAAAACCUAUUUUAUUAGGUUAGGCAAAUUACCCCAUAUAAUGCAAAAUGAAUUAAGAUAUUUCCCUAAAAAAAGACAAAAAAAAUCUCUUGAGGCAAGUGCAAUUUAAAUUUUAUAACUGAAGGGAAACUAUAGAAGUCUAUCAGCCCUAAGACUCUAAAUUUGAGGGGAAUAAAAUUGUUUUUUGUAGUAAAAAAACUUACAAAAACAAUUUCGAGCUGUAUCCUCAAUUUUCAAGGGGAAAAUGGAUCAUGAAACGUCGACAAGUUUGUGCUUGACCAAGAGCGUGUGACAGAACAGAACUAAACAUGAACGAAACAGCACUUAUAUUUUAUUAAGCCGUAACCUCCCCUGGAGGCAGACUUUAUUUAUUAUGAGAAAACCGUAGAACAAGAGACACACAUUGUGUAUAAAUGGCUUACAAUUCCGUAUUUACAGAAAAAGAGCAGAUUCAUUUGGCUGUAAGCUUAUGAAGCUAUUGUUUACAAAACAAUAAAAAUAUGAAUGCAGGAUAAGUUUAAAAGAAAUAAAAUAUAUAUAUGUAUUGACUUCUGCGUUCAACACGACACUGUCCUUAGGGUGCUGAGCAGUUGCAUGGUGCUUUGUGAACCUGUAAUUCAACAGACCCCUUUGGUCACGAAAACUUGCAGUGUGCAUGGCAGUUACUUUGCCUUUGCAUCUCGGCACCAGAUAUAUAUUAACUACUCUUUCCAAUAAUCUUAAUUUGCACGAAGUUAUAUAGUCCACAUUACGUGCCUUGCCUUUGAAUAUAAAAGAGACAUCACUACACUUGUGUUUUGCUGCAUUUAUUACCAUUUUAAGAAUUAACAUUUUUAUGAAAAAAAAAUAUUUUGUACUCUGGAUGAAAUUGUGACAUCAUUGAUUUUUAACUACAUUUACUACUUUAUCUCACAUUUAUAAUGCAUAUCAUGGCUGUGUAUAGUUGCCGUUCUAAAGUUUAUAAUCAACCAGCAUUAUUUUUCAGUAUUUUUUGGUGUUUUUUCUAAUAACCUUUUGUUUUGUUUUUAUUUUCAUCUUCCAAUUACUAUUUGGGGGGUUCAGAUGUAUAAGAAUUAUGCAAUACCAAGUUUUGCCUAUGUAGGUAGUGCUUUUAGCUAUAUUGAUUAUUAUAAGCUAGUAUGGAGAUAGACAAUAUUGUAUACAUUUAUUUUGUUGUUUUUUUUUUAAUUGACCAAAGUGGGAACUGCUUUCUAUGCAGUGUGUGACAAGGUCUUUUUGUGUACUGAGAGAUGGAGAGGGGUGUCGUUUCUUUUUUAUUGUGGGGAAGUGGGGGGGAGGGAAUAUUUUUUUAAACUUUACAGCGUGGCUGUGAAGAAUGCACCCUUGGUCUAAUAUGGCUGCAAAGUCACUGAUCUGUCUACUGUGACAAACUGGUUUCUUCUUUUAACUUCCCACCUGGGGUGCUAGCAUGAUUCCUGGAAGAAGCUCAUUUUCAUAGGAGAGCAGGUGUGACUUGAGUCUGACAAUCAGCUGAGGAGUAUUUGGAAGGUAGAUGAAAUUGGAAUCAGCCAGCUGCAUGAAAAUGGCUUACAUGGAGAUCUAACGAGUGCACAGUUCAUGUAGAUUGCAAUUCAGGUCUUGUCAUGUUCAUGACCUCCGUGUCAGUGGAGGGCUGAAGUGAUCAUUACUACAUACGUUACAUUUAGAUCCAUUCUUUGCUCUCCAUUGCUGCUGCAUUUUGAAAACACUAAAAUAACCCUUUACCUAUAAGAUAGUAGGACCAUACUAUAAGUAGCUAUAUGCAAAAGACUUCCUUAGCAGAUGCCUUAAUGAACUAAGUGACUUUUUAGAAACGUGUUACAAUCACUGACACACAAUGAUGUAAGUAGUAAAUGUAAAAUCAUUUCUCAAUAAACCUUCAUUUAUGUAGUGUCCAUGCAACUUAUGAUAUCAGAACCCAUGUAAAAUAUUUCUAAAUAUACUAUUUCAGUUGUUUUUUAUACUUGCUAACAAAUCUGAUAUGCACUAAUUACAUCGUCUUUACCUGUAUAUUCCAGGGAAACCUCCUUUUGGAGCUAUAAUUACUUAAAAGUUUUUUUAAGAAGAAUGUUUGUGUACUUAUUUCUAACAUAUUAUCUAAUAAGGAGUGGGAAAAAAAUCAGAAUCUUGGUGAGUCAUCCUCGUGUCACGGGAAAUCUUCCAUAGCUCCCUAAAAAAGGACUACGUGCUUUAGAAGCAUGUACCGCACAUAGCAAAUCGUUGUCAUAGCAGUGUUCUGUGGACUUGCCGCCAAUUGGAAUCAUGAAUUUCUCAGGCAGAUUGUGUUACAGGGGCAUUAUGUACUGAGAUCUCUAAGCGAUCCGUGCACCGGAAACAGUAGAGUACAGCACCUUACUACCUAAUGUGAUGCAAGCGUGAACCUCCAUCUCUUCGACCUUUUUUGCACUCCUUGCCACCUCGCGAUUCCCUUCGUCACGGGAGGCGAGCCUGAAAGGUAACAGGUGAGACUGGUCUGCUCUGUCCGGCACUGGCACAUGUGCGGAAUUCAAGUCACGCUUCUUCUCUCCUCCUUCACCAAGAUGCUUAUUCUGACUCGAAACCAAGCCACCCCGUUCUAUGUGCACUGUUCUGACUUCUUUUAAACUUAAGUGCUUUGCAGCCUUUAGCCAUUGGCGAUGCCACUGAAGUGCAUUUCCCCUAGUGUGACAAGAAUGUUUAAGGCUUGUUUAGGGAAGCUAAUGCAGUGAAGGAGACUGUACAUAAAGGAACUCAUGGCAACGAUAAUAUAGCAAUAGUCCUUGGGGUAUUAUUUGCUUUGGCAGCUCUGUAAAAUGUGUAUGAAUGACUCUGAAGCUGCAUCAUUUGAGAAGAAUCAUGGGUCUUUCUAUUGAACCGCCUGCCUUGUAGACAGCAGUUUGUACACUGUAUUGUUUUGUUUUGUUUUUUGCCCAAUUUUGCAAAGGUAACUUUUGAAACAAUCUAAUGAAUAUGUGCUAUUUCCAAUUUUUGUUUUUUAGUUAAAAUGAACCAUACAUUUGUUUUAAUGGAAACUGGACUUGAGUUAAAACUCUCCAGUUUACCUUAAUUUAUAAAUAAAAAAUACUGUCCAUUUUUCAUUUGAUACGUAUUCCAGUACUUAAAGAGUAGAGGAUAUUAAUCCUUUACAGAAUUGUAAAUGGUGAAAGGUUACAUUUUAUGAAGGGUUUUAUUGUACUAAAUGUUGAUUAACUUGUUUUUUGGAAACAUUUCCUAAAUGUUGGAAGUAACACUGUCUUUUUGUUAGUGUGGCCAUAGAAAGCGUUUCUGUAAUUAAAAAUUAAACUACAAAAUAGCUGUUUUUAAUGUAAAGCUUACAGUACAUAAUGGACAGUAAGACUAGAAUUGCCACUUUGAUUAAAGACAUCAGUUAAGUGACUACAAUCUGUCAAUAACAUCCAAUGGAAAGCAAUUUUAGAAUUGACACAAGAUCUUGUUCAUCUGUGUGUAUAUGCGCACACAUUGUUGUUUGACACUAUGAAGGCUGCAGGAUAGGUUCCUGCCAUAAUGUGUACAGAAUUUAGUUUUGAAAAGUGUGAUUAAAGGGCAAUACAGUGUUGCUGGCAGUUAGGCCCUUAGUAUGAUACCAGAUUAUUUACUUGUUUUCAUCCUAGUCAUUUGUGAAAUAAAUGGUUUCAAAUCAAUUAUAUUAAAUGUCAAACUAUGCACCUAGAAAACAAUUGUGUUGGGUGCUCCCUGGUGUUUUUCUUUUACAAGGAGAAUUGUCAAACGUGCUGGCUAAUAAGGACAAUUUAACUAUAAUUAAGCCUAGUAUGUAUGUCUACUCCCUUUACAUUUUAUUCCUGUCAUUAUUGGUGGAGUUCAAAGAAAAGCUACAUUCAUGUAUGCACUUUCUGCUAGUUUCCCGUUUCUUGACCUGUGUGUAGAUGUGGUUGACAACUGGUACAUGUGUUGAGUACAUCAUAAUAACAUGGAUGAUACCCUAAAUUGCCCUCUAAUCUUCCAUUACAUUUUUCGAUCAUUGUUUUCCAAUGCCAUGGUAGCUCCUUGUACUGCUUCCUUGCCACAGCACACAAUGUUACAAGGGGGGAAAAGAUGAAAAUGGUCAAUUUUUACUUUUUUUUUUUGCAGUUUUACAUUUUUUUAUUUGUGUUUUUUUUUUCUAAGGGCUGAAUAGUUUCAAAUCUAUGGAAAUAAUGUACACAUAAGAAACAAUUUAACAGCUCCAAGAAUAAUUCAAAUUGCAUCAGUGACACUGGUGGGUCUCACUAGCAUAUGAUGACCACACAAUUCCAGCUGGACUAGGUGUGUCAUUCUGAUUAGGAUUGUCUCAGUUGAGAAACUUGAACCUUUCAGUGUGCAAGGACCAGUGGCACUAAUGCAAUUCAUUUUCCAGUGGAAAUCUUGGCUUUUUACUGAAUGUGUUGUAAAACUGUGCUACAGGGACUGAUAUGACAAAUGUAUUAGUAAACUGAUGAUCAAAUUUAAGAAAUAUGUUCUAUAUAAAUGUGUUUUGAUUUGGAGGGCAUUGAUAAUGGCAUGAACUGACAUCAGGUUGUGUAAACAAGAACGUAACAAAAAACCAGCAUAUGUAACGUUUACCAAAAAAACAUAAUCAAAAACAGAAAAGCAGUGCCUGUUCAAGCUCACAGUCUCAGUGGAGUUCAGUUGUAUAUAAAGUACUUCUUGAUAGAAAUUUUGUCAGAAAACUUCAAAAUCCAGAAUGUGUGGGGUGGCUCUUCCCUAGUCUGUUUUAUUUUUCUUUGAAGUUUGGAAUGUGUCUUCGACAGAGCGGUUGUUUGUGCUUCAUUCAUUUGAAUCUUCUAGUCAGCUGGGAUGGAGUCCCCCUGUCUCUUGAUAUUUCUCUGAGGAAAAAAAAAAUGUAAAAAGAAAAAAAAAAUUUCGUAGGGCAGUGUGUUUCUUUAGAUUCUCAAUGCUACAUUUAGUACAACAGUAGGUGACAAGUAGUCAGUUUAAAAAAUGCUUGCUAGCUACACAGCAGGGUGAUCCAUUUUGGGUCUUGUGGCACUUUUACAUCCUUUGCUAUAACAUUUUAAAUUCCUGCAGUAAACAACAACAAACAGGGCUCUAGGAAGUACAGGUGUCUUCACAGUUCCUGUGUUGCUAUCUGAAUGUCAAUUAUUUUAGAUGUUAGAAGCCUUUUGGUGUUACAAUUGUCUGCAGUCCAAGAGACCUAGGUCUCAGAAUGAGAGCCUGAUUUUCUCUUCCAUUUUUUUUAACUUUGUCCUUUUGGCUAAGCAGUGAGCACUGCCUUUAAACUAGUUGUAGUUUGUGCAGGGACUAAAAAUGCCACAAGAUUAAAAUCAGUGUAAAUAAAGCUUGACUUAUUGUGAUUGUUACUGUUAUAUCCAGCCUAUACUGCUAGCAGCUGCUCAUACUGCAGUCAAUUACUGGAAGUGGAUAUAUUUCCUAUGCAAAACUGUUUAAACAAUAAAUGAGCUAUGCUACAAAAUGC
This is a messenger RNA of Lepisosteus oculatus (spotted gar), 9186 nucleotides long. Its product is annotated as nuclear factor 1 B-type. Gene Ontology annotation, biological process: regulation of transcription by RNA polymerase II. Gene Ontology annotation, molecular function: DNA-binding transcription factor activity, RNA polymerase II-specific; RNA polymerase II cis-regulatory region sequence-specific DNA binding. The record is from RefSeq and is a predicted model, not a curated record. Lineage: Eukaryota; Metazoa; Chordata; Actinopteri; Semionotiformes; Lepisosteidae. Gene Ontology annotation, cellular component: nucleus.